UUAACUUGAAAACCUUAAGUAUUGCAGCCUACCCCAAACACAAUUCCGUUGCCUUUUUUGAUAAUGACAAUAAAACGUUGAAUCUUUCUCCUCUUAAGUUGCCAGGAAAUUUGACCUUCCGACAAUGGACAUUAAAGUCUUUGAUGAGUCAAGGACCGAGGUUGAUCAGGAAGCUUUUGCAUACUUGAUGAAGCAGCCAGAUGUUCAUGUCCUGGAAAUUGAUAUCCCAGAGGAAGGAACAUCUGAAGAUUCCGUUAGCUCAGGCUCCCUUGCUGAUGCUGAGGCUAGUUCUGGAUCUGAUGACACUGUGAUACUGACCCCUAGCCCAAGACAAUUAAAACAAGGAGAGGAACGUCGUCUUGCCCAAAUGGUUGAAGACAUCUUAAAAGGAAGCCCAGGAGGGGACAAGAUCAUGAAUGAAUAUGCUCGGACAAAGUACCUGUCAGAUAGCAGAAGGCGUGACCUGGUGAAGAUAUUGGUUGCUCAUAUGACAAAUGAACAUGGAACAAGCCCACCUCGGCAUGUGAAGGAAGACUACGCACUGGGUAUCAUCUCCCUCUUCCCCUAUUUGGCUGACCCAAGGAGCAAGCUUGGCUAUGAACAUUAUUACAACGCAGAAGAUGGAAGUGGCUAUUUGGCUUGGAGAAUUAAAACUCUGCAGAAAGAAGCAUCAGAGGGACGAGUUAAACGUCCACGACCUUCACAAGCAGGUGGGCCAUCUGUUGAUAGAGAUCCUUGCAAGGAAGGCAAUUGGUUGAGCGAUGAACGCCAGUGUCAGGAAGCAAUUGCUCUGAUGAAGCACACAGCUGAUGAAUCGGUGGUGAAGGAAAAGAUGAGGUUGACCCUAGUCUAUCGGCAGAAGAUUCUGCGUGACACUGACAAAUCCACUGAUAUCCUAUCAAUUUUUCCAAGAUUCAUGGACAUACCAGGCCUGAUUGAGCAGGAUUUUGCACUUCUCUUUGGUGACUCAACCUCUGCAAAGCUGAUGGAGAAAUGGUCCACCAACAUAAAACCAAAAGUCAUUGCACAGAGCCGUGGCCUGACACAGACUGCGGAUCUCCAAGACCUCAUCCAGAAUGCUCUUGCUACUGAAGUUGAAGAAGGUUGGGACAGUGACAUGUCGUCCAUACUGUUGCUGGUCCACCUUCUACCACCCUCCAAUCCAGGGCGCAAAAGGCCAGGAAAGAUUUCCGCUCAUCGAGCCUGUGAUCAUGUGGUGAAAUUCAUCAAGACUGGUGCCAGCAUUCAGGGCCAUUUGGAGGGCAUCACACAGAGUGUCCAGCCAUAUCUACUUGCAGUUGGACCAAAGAAAAGUAUGAUCCAAUCUUACUUCAUUGUUGUUGACAAACAGGCCUUGCCAUGCAAGUCCUCCAAUUCACUGGCUGCAUUCGAUGAGCUUUUUAAAGCUCAUUAUGUUUUCGGUACCACUUACUGCCAUGAGCUCACAAAUGUGUUCACUUUCUUGCAAACAACCAUCUAUGACAUAGAUGUUGAAAUUACCAAAGUCAAUCCAAGAGUAGCUGAGCUUAGAGCACGAAUGCUGCAGUAGACAGAAUGAUUUGUUUUCAUUUGUCAGAAGAGUCAUGCUGAUGCUAAUAGCCUCAUACGGCACUUUAAACUUGUUCAUGGUCUUUGUUCGGGCAAAAGCCUGAAGUUAAAAUGUGGCCAUAGAGGCUGUUCCCAUGUAUAUCAUAGUUUUUCAGGUUUGCGAAAGCAUCUCAGUAAGUGUUGUACAAAUGACAACUUGAAUGUUGAUGGUGGGGAAUGUUCCACCUUCACAAACUUCAUUUCAUCCGAGGAGACAGACUUGCCAGAUCAGAGUUCACCUUCUGAGCCUGUACUACUAGAAAGGCACAUAGCCAAAAAUUGUGCAAAUAUUGUAGCAGAACUUAAGCGUGUUGGCAAUCCAGUUACUACUAUUGAUUUAACUGUGAGUACUGUACAAGAAGUAAUUGGAGACCUUGACCGUCUAAAACAAGUGCAGUUGAAAAAUAGCCUUGACUUACAAGAGCCAAUGAAAAGUGUGGUUGAGUCUAAAAUUGAUCAGUGUUUUGAGAAUGCAUUGGAUCCUUUCCUUCCUUUAAACACUGAGAGUAAGAGAAUGAAAUACUUUUCUGAGAAAUGGGGAAAAAUUGAUCCAGUUGAAUAUGUUCUAGGGACACGAUUUGCUACACGUUUUAUCAGAACAAGUGGAGGCUAUGGCCAAACCAUUGUCAAGGAUAAAUUCAUGUACAUACCAAUUCUCGAGACGGUGAAGUCUAUUUACCAGCAUCCUGCUAUAAAUGAUAUGAUGGCUAGAGACCCCAAACAAAUGGAAAACUUGCUGUAUGACAUACAAGAUGGAGAAUUCUUUAAGGAACAUGAUCUCUUCUCCAAACAAGUGCACACUGUACAGUUGCAAUUAUUCUUUGAUGAAAUGGAAUGUGCCAAUCCAAUUGGAAGUAAGCGGGGAAUUCACAAACUUGGUGCCAUCUAUUUUACCCUGAGAAAUGUGUCGCCCAAGUACAACUCGAGUUUACUGAAUAUUCAUUUGGUUUCGUUAUUCCAUGCCCAAGAUAUCAAAACAUACGGGUUUGAUAAGA
Molecule: messenger RNA, 2582 nt
Organism: Engraulis encrasicolus (European anchovy)
Lineage: Eukaryota; Metazoa; Chordata; Actinopteri; Clupeiformes; Engraulidae
Exons: 9
Coding region: 125-1549 (474 amino acids)
Source: RefSeq, a predicted model, not a curated record